UUGCCAACGUAAACAUAACCUCAUAAUUCUUAUAAAAAAAAAUCUUUGCUGCCAACAAAAAUAUAAAAAUAGUGGUAAAAACCCAAAAAUAGCUCAAAGCAGGAAGCAGCUGCAGCUCCUUCUUCCCCCUUUGAUCCUUUUUGAUGUGGAAAGUUUGAGAAUUUCUGUUUUUUUCUUCGGUUUUUCUGAACAUAAUUUGUUUACGCGAUGGUGGAUGACGUUGCUUUUGCAAAAAAUGAAAAUGCAAAUUUACGGAAGAUUCAGAAUAAAUUGCUCCAGUGGGACAUGUCAGAGAAUCCCCUGGCACCCCUGACUGCCCUCCAGAAGGAUGUCAUCUACAGCUUGUCACUCCCACCGGAGGAGCCUUCAAAGGAUGACACGAAGGAGGCAGGAAAGGUGGAGAAGACAGCUGUAGAAGCGGUUCCGGGAGUUUCCUUCAGUGAUUCCCUGCGUGAGCUGGAGAAUGGAGAGGAAUCCAUCGAUACAUUCCGGAAGUUUCUCUCAUGGUACGAUCGUGUAAAUGAUGAGAUUCUCAAUGAAGGAGAUUCACAGCAUUGGGCGUUUUUGAGGCAUCUCCGUGAACGGAGGAAUGAUUGUGAUGCCCUCCUGGAGCAAAUUGAUGACACCCUGCAGAGCCUGAAGCAGCUUGAGGAUGAAUUUCAAUUUGUCUCCACCAAUACGAGUUCCCUGCAUGAGGCAAGUGAGAAAUUGGUGGCAGAUCAGGAGCAUUUGAGUGCCCUGGAUGGGGAUAUCCGGCAGAGAUUGCAGUACUUCACACAACUUGAGCAAAUUGCACAGAAAUUGCAGAAUCCCACUCUUUCUGUGCUCGGGGAUAAUUUUGCUGAGCUCCUCGUGCGUCUGGAUGAGAGUCUUGAGUACCUCGAGGGGCAUCGGGAUUACCGUGAUGCCGGACAGUACAUGGGGAAGUGUAAGCAGUGCGUUGGGCGUGUGGUGCAGAUGAUGCGGAGUCACGUGAUAAAUGUCCUGAGUACAGCCACGGAGCAAGUUCUGGCCCCAAAGCGUAUCCCAGAAGGUGCUAAGCCCCGCGAACAUACCUCCGACACAGCUUUUGCCCUCUUUUACGGUAAAUUCCAAGCAUCAGCGCCCAAAGUGAAGCGCGUAACGAACCUCAUUGAGCAGCGGAAGACGCGCUGUGCGGAAUAUGAGACCCUCCUGCAGGAUCUACAUGAAUACUACCUCUCCCAGAGGCGUGUGGUGAUGUAUCCGGGAGUUGGGGCAGCUCUGCAGGAUCUCACAGUUACCCAUCGUGGGGAUCACUGUGCCCUCGUGCGUGCUGCAUGCGCCUUCCUCGUUCACGUGUGUCAGGAUGAGUAUCGGCUCUUCCUCCAGUUCUUCCCGAGUCAUUCGCGCGAGAUGAAUGGCUUCCUCGAUGCACUCUCCCUGCAGCUGUACGACACAAUAAGACCCUUUGUGGGGCAAAUUGCGCAUCUUGAGACCCUCGCUGAGCUAUCCAGUAUCCUCAGGACGGAAAUGCUGGACGAGCAUGUUCAUCACAGCCCGGAAUCUCUGGGUCCGUUUGGGCGUGUUAUCAAUCAACUUCUCCACGAUGUUCAGGACAGAUUGGUUGUCCGUGCUAGGCACUACAUCCAAUCCGAUAUUCUCAACUACAAACCCUCAGCUGGUGAUCUAGCCUAUCCGGAUAAGUUGGAAAUGAUGGAGAGUAUUGCUCUGUCGCUCCAGGAGCCACCAUCAUUCCUUCAGCGUGCUGAUUCGCGUGCUUCGAUGUUCUCCAUGACAUCCCAAGAGGUUGAUUCCAUUAAUUCCACUGCUGAGAGUCAAAUGCGAUCCCGAACUGGAAACUCCCCGGCAGAUUUGCAUGGGAUGUGGUAUCCUACGGUUAGAAGAACUCUGGUUUGCCUAUCACGUCUCUAUCGCUGCGUAGAUCGUCCAAUCUUUCAAAAUCUCUCACAAGAAGCUCUAACUUACUGCAUCCAAUCCGUGUCUGCAGCUGCUGCUCUUAUCCAGCAACGCAAAACAAAUCUCGAUGGGGAGUUGUUUGAAAUUAAGCACUUGCUGAUUCUGAGGGAACAAAUUGCUCCAUUCCGUGUUGAUUUCAUUGUGAAGAAGACAAGUUUGGAUUUUAGUAAGAUGAAGACAGCAGCUUAUGGGUUAAUCCAGAAGCGUGGGCAACUCUUUGCCCUUGGGAGCAAUAAUGCUCUGUUAGAGUUUCUCCUCGAGGGGACACCGCAGAUGAAGGAGCAACUCCUUGAUUCACGAAAAGAUGUUGAUCGACAGCUUAAGAGUGUCUGUGAGAUCUUCAUUCGUGACGCUACAAAUCUCCUUGUUGGCAAUAUUUUGGGAUUUAUGGAGAGAAUGACGCAAAUCCUGGCCACUCAUGGUACAGCUGAGGUGAACAUCCCUGAAAUGGCCCCACCAAAGGUCGGGGAAAUUGUUCAGGAAGCCCAGAAGAAUAUAAAAUUGAAGCUAAGUGGUCUUCAGAGGGCUAUGCAGCUGUACCUUGCCAAUAAGGAUACGGAAUUCAUCCUCUUUCGACCAAUUCGGAAUAACAUUAUUGCGGCUUUUGUGAAAUUGGAACAAUUUAUCAGUACAACUGGGAAGUUUUCCAAGGAAGAUCUCGCCAUUGCGGCAUGUCCGUCGGCAGAUCAAAUUUCUGUCCUACUGAGUGCGAGUGUUUUAGCUGAAGGAGCCGUCGCUCAGGGGGCACCACCUAGUCGCAAAUCAACGUUGUCAUCGGUGGAGAAUGAGAAGAUUCAGGAGGAAAUGCUGCAGCAACCCGUCUCAGAUGCCCCUGAAGAAGGUCCCGGCCAGGAAAGUAAAGAAUUGCAAUAAAUAUCGCGACUUCUUAUAGCUAUA
Lutzomyia longipalpis is the source of this 2835-nucleotide messenger RNA. RefSeq names its product conserved oligomeric Golgi complex subunit 3 (gene Cog3). NCBI's taxonomy places the organism in Eukaryota, Metazoa, Arthropoda, Insecta, Diptera, Psychodidae. Gene Ontology annotation, biological process: Golgi organization; intra-Golgi vesicle-mediated transport; intracellular protein transport. Bases 208 to 2811 code for a protein of 867 amino acids. Gene Ontology annotation, cellular component: membrane; cis-Golgi network; COG complex. The record is from RefSeq and is a predicted model, not a curated record. The transcript is spliced from 5 exons.